Molecule: messenger RNA, 2538 nt
Organism: Peromyscus leucopus (white-footed mouse)
Lineage: Eukaryota; Metazoa; Chordata; Mammalia; Rodentia; Cricetidae
Gene: Pcmt1
Product: protein-L-isoaspartate (D-aspartate) O-methyltransferase
Exons: 7
Coding region: 223-720 (165 amino acids)
Biological process (GO): protein modification process
Cellular component (GO): cytoplasm
Molecular function (GO): protein-L-isoaspartate (D-aspartate) O-methyltransferase activity
Source: RefSeq, a predicted model, not a curated record
AGGUUUUGCUGAGCUGCUGAGCCUUGGCAGUGGGCGCCUUUGAGGCUUAGAAGUGCCUCAGGGUUCUGUGGGCCAGCUGCCAUGUCUUCUUUUGAAGCACUGUGACAGUCAGCAAGAAGAUCCUGGGGAGCUUCUGAACCCCAAGGCACCUGCUACCACCGCUCAGUGAAGACUGCUUCCGAGGCAGAAGCAGGUUUCCAAGCUACAAUUAGCGCUCCUCACAUGCAUGCAUACGCACUAGAACUUCUCUUUGACCAGUUGCAUGAAGGUGCUAAAGCCCUGGAUGUCGGGUCUGGAAGCGGAAUCCUCACCGCCUGUUUUGCACGGAUGGUUGGACAAAAUGGGAAAGUCAUAGGAAUUGAUCACAUUAAAGAACUAGUAGAUGACUCAAUAAAUAAUGUGAAAAAGGACGACCCAAUGCUUCUGACCUCGGGGCGAGUACGGCUGGUUGUGGGUGACGGAAGAAUGGGAUACGCUGAAGAAGCCCCAUACGACGCUAUUCAUGUAGGAGCUGCAGCCCCGGUUGUGCCUCAGGCACUAAUAGACCAGUUAAAGCCUGGUGGAAGAUUGAUAUUGCCAGUCGGUCCUGCAGGAGGAAACCAAAUGUUGGAGCAGUAUGAUAAACUACAAGACGGCAGUGUCAAAAUGAAGCCUCUGAUGGGGGUGAUAUAUGUGCCUUUAACAGAUAAAGAAAAGCAGUGGUCCAGGGAUGAACUGUAAAAGCAACAUGAGCUUGACCAGUCUAUAACAUUGCAGUGGAUUGCUCAUCUCGGUCCUUAAAGCAUUUGAAAACCAACAGCAUCACAGCUUGUUUUGGACUUCGUUACACUCUUAUUUUCAGCAUGAAAAUGUGUGGUUUUGUAGGAUUUCCUAAUUCAGAGAGGCUCAGAGCCAAGGUUGCAGAGAGGACAGCAAAGUAUAACUUUGUGUGUUGUUUUAACACGCCCACAUUUUACUUUAAAAAUAUUAAAAGAAAGGGUUCUCCACGUGGAGAGCUUAGUUUGUGAAUUAGUUUUGAGGAGUGGCUUUGCUUUUCUUGAACACUUAAUUCUGUUCCAAUAUUAAUUUAUCAGAUUUCUUUUGUGCAUCAGAUAACACCACCAUUCACAAGUGUAGGUUUCUUGGUAGCCAAUGUCUGUUAGAUGCUACUAAGAAAAUAGAGAUGAGCUUUCUUUUUAAAGCUUUUGAUGUGGUGUCAUAGGAUAGCAUGUUGUAGAUACAAUCAGCUGCUGUUACCUUAAAACUAGGUGUUUGUAAAUACUGAAACUUAAGACGACGGCAGGUGGUGUCCUGUAAACACUCAGCUGUUCAGAUUGGACAUCUCGGAUGUAAUUUUCCCCUCUCUAAAAAUGAUAGGAGGUUGUAGCUCAAUAUCGUUUUUCUGUUUCUAGUUUGCUGCUGAUUCUGUAUCUGCGCCUAACACUGUGUGAACUGUGCUAGUCUGCACAGUUUCCGCAGCGCUGCUUUGCCAAAUAAACUUAAAAGCAAAAGAAGCGUUGGUGGCGUUUGAAUCUACAAGAACAGAGCUCUGCCAGGUCCAGAUGCUGCCCACAGCCAUGAGGGAAACUGUCUCUUCUGCUGCUGCGUGCUGUGAAUCCUAGGAGGUAAAUAUGCAGAGCAUUAGUCCACAGUACAUGGCUGCAUUUCUUCAGGACAGAGACUGUGCAUUCAUUGUUUCUCACUGCCUUCCCAGCCCAGGGCUUGCUGUAUAGUAGCUCUGUAUUAAAUGCCCAGUGAGUGAGUGGCUGAAUUUAGUAUUGGGGAAGAAUGUGAUUGAGAAUAAACAUACCAAAACCUAUGUUUCAUCUGUAAAUAGACUCAUUAAUAACUGUAAAGUGUGUGUCUGUGAAGGCAAAGGCACUUUGAGGAUCUUAUUUAAAUAUGGUUUUAUAUUUUCUAAGAAGACUUUAGUUUUUAUGAAGAUUCUAGAACUUGAGGGAAGGUUGCAGCUUCUGAUGGGUGGGACUAGCAUUCCCAGCCAGCAGAGCCUUCCUCCCAAGUGAAAGGCACAUGAUUCUUAGUGUGUGAGAAACCCUUCCCUACUCUUCAAGUCUUAUAUCACUAACUUAGAAGUUGUGCAGACAUCAUCUCACAAGUGUCUUCUUGGCUGAGGUCUCAGUCACAGGAAUCUAGCAGUCUGUGGCCCCACAGACUUGAAAAUCUUAACCAGCUUCGGAUUGCUGCUGGUUGUUGCUUUGGAAUCCUGGCAGUGAACUCUGGUGUCCAGGAUGCAUGGUCAUUUGAAGUAUGUGUAAAGGUCAAAUGUUCUUUCAGGCUUGAAAGCAAAUGAAUUCUUAAACGUACCCACUAGUCUGGAUCCUUGAGAGGGUCACUGCACCUUAUUACAUGCAGAUCUCUACACUAGGUUUUGCAAUAGAAAAAGGCAUUUCCACCCCAGUAGUUUUCAGACUAGUUGAUGAGAUAGUUAAUAAAUAAGCAUCAUAAAUUGCUACCCAAUUUGUAUAGAAAAUGUGCCCAAAUGUUGUUCUUGUGCUUUACACUUUUAGGAGACGAAAUUUUAGGAUACCGGAUAAACAG